GCGAGUCACGCCGACCCCGGGGCCUGGCGGGCCCACUCGACGUGGACUGAAGGGCGGAGGUCAGGGCUGGGCGGAAGCCGAGCUGGGCUCAGUCCACGCUGGGGUGGGAGCGUGCGCCGAGCCCCGCCUCGGAGAACCCUGCUCCAGCGUGUUACACCCGCCCCGCCUCCUGCGCAAACCCGCAACGCUAAGCCCCGCGCCCCGCUGUUGGAAACCAGCUCCCCUCCGGCCUCCUGGAACCGGGCUCUCCACCAGAGCAGGACCUGCAGGGACCAAAGUCCACGCUUCCUGCAGAAACCCCAGGGUCUCCCCUUGACACUUGGCGACGUCGGCUUGUGGCCACCCGCCCGCCUGCCUCUAUCAGACGCUGAACAAGCGGAGCCCAGCCGUGAGCAGAAGUGUGUGAAGUGCAAGGAAGGCCUGCCUGUCGUGGUGAUCCGAGCCGGAGAUGCUUUCUGCAGGGACUGUUUCAAGGCGUUUUACGUCCACAAGUUCAGAGCCGUGCUUGGAAAGAACCGGCUGAUCUUCCCAGGGGAGAAGGUGCUCCUGGCGUGGUCCGGGGGGCCUUCAUCCAGCUCCAUGCUCUGGCAGGUCCUUGAGGGCCUGAGUCGAGAUUCUGCCAAGAGACUGCGUUUCGUGCCAGGGGUUGUCUACGCCGAUGAGGGAGCAGCCUGUGGCCAGAGCCCGGAGGACAGAGCAAAAACCGUGGCCGAGGCGAAGCUGGUCUUGCAGAGCGUCGGCUUCCCGUGGCACAUCGUUGCCUUGGAAGAGGUGUUCAGCCUGCCGCCCUCUGUGCUGCGCUGCUCUGCCCGGGAGCCGGUGGGGACCGAGGGAGCCUACAAGGCGGCCGUGGACAGUUUCCUGCAGCAGCAGCACGCCCUGGGCGAGGAGCAGCAGAGCCUGCCCUGCCCCCCGCGCCCCCCGAUACGGGCUGGGCCACCCACAGCCGGCCAGACUGAGGCUCUGUCCACACUGUUCAGCUCAGUGGAGACGCUGACGGCCAAGGAGGAGCUUCUGCGGACACUGCGGACCCACUUGAUCCUGCACGUGGCCCGGACCCACGGCUACUCCAAGGUGAUGAUGGGGGACAGCUGCACCCGCCUGGCCAUCAAGCUCAUGACCAGCCUGGCACUGGGGAGAGGGGCCUUCCUCGCCUGGGACACGGGCUUCUCAGACGAGCGACAUGGCGACGUGGUGGUGGUGCGGCCCAUGCGUGAGCACACGCUUAAGGAGGUCGCCUUCUACAACCGCCUGUUUGCCGUCCCCUCCGUCUUCACGCCGGCCGUUGACACCAAGGCCCCCGAAAAGGCCAGCAUCCACCGGCUGAUGGAGGCCUUCAUCCUCAGGCUGCAGGCCCAGUUCCCCUCCACGGUCAGCACCGUGUACAGGACGAGCGAGAAACUGGUCAAGGCGCCCAGGGAUGGCUGUGCUGCCGGCACCCCCGGCCCCCGCUGCCUGCUCUGUAUGUGCGUGCUGGAUGUCGACACCGCUGACAGUGCCACAGCUUUUGGGGCUCAGACCUCCUCACAGCUCCCCCAGACGCAGCCCCCCGUCGCACAGGCUGAGGCGCCCACCGUGUCCUGCUGCUGCACCGGGAUGGGCGGGGCCCGGCACUGCUGCAGGACGGAGGAGGACCCCCGGGCCCGUGUGAUUGAGCAGCUGUGCUAUGGCUGCCGUGUGAACAUGAAGGACUUGCCCUCCCUGGACCCCCUGCCACCCUACAUCCUGGCCGAGGCCCAGCUCCGCAGCCAGAGGGCCGAGGCUGAGCAGAUCCAGGAGUACCUACUGGAGGACCGUGAGGACGAGGACGCACGGCCUGGCGAGAGCUGAGCCCGAGGACCGGCGCCUGGGCCAGGAGGCCCCAGGCCUCACCCUAGGCAGAGCAGGAAGGCAAGG
Messenger RNA from Balaenoptera musculus (blue whale), 1896 nucleotides. RefSeq names its product cytosolic thiouridylase subunit 2 (gene CTU2). Bases 580 to 1830 code for a protein of 416 amino acids. The transcript is spliced from 16 exons. Gene Ontology annotation, molecular function: sulfurtransferase activity; tRNA binding. Gene Ontology annotation, cellular component: cytosol. Gene Ontology annotation, biological process: tRNA wobble position uridine thiolation. The record is from RefSeq and is a predicted model, not a curated record. Lineage: Eukaryota; Metazoa; Chordata; Mammalia; Artiodactyla; Balaenopteridae.